AUGUCUCAAAUUGGAUUUCCUUCUUCUACAAAUCCAACUUCUACCACUACUGUAUCUUCUACUGGUUUAUUUGGAACAUCGUCGACUUCUAGUGGCACUGGUAUUUUCGGCUCAUCUUCAUCGAAACGAUUGUUUGAGCUACCAACAACAACUGCAGCUUCUGGAGGAUUGAGCACUGGUGCACCGAAUCUCGGAUCUGUGGCGUCGACUACAACUACUAAUAUUUUUUCUAAUUUUGGUACAACAACUACUGUAGGAUCAGUUUCAACAUUUGGUGCAGUUCCAUCUACGGCUUCUGCUUUUCCUUCAGCACCACAGUCAUCGACUAGAUUAUUUGGAUCUCUUCCCACCAGUACUACAAUUCCUGCUACAGUUACACCAUUCAGUACCACUACCUUUCCUCAAAAGCAAGCUGAAGGCGGAUUAUUUAGUUCAAAUAUUUCCUCUAAUCAAGCGGGAAAGCUGUUUGGUUCGACUAAUACAGCUACAGCAACUCCAUCAGUUGGUCUUGGCGGAACGAGUAGUCUUACAUUUGGAGGUGGUGGUCCCACUGCUGGAGCAGAUCCUGGAACUGGUGUUGCUGGUGUUGCAGCAGCUGGCAACCCUAUGGAAGUUGAAGUGCCUCAACCGCUUAUGGAUUUGAUAAGUCAGCUCAAAAAGCGUAUUUCAAGAAAUAAGGAGCUUUCUGAUGAGUUCUCGAUGAACAGUGUUGAUCAUUGUCUGAAAAUUGAAGAUAAUUUGGAUGAAUUAAAAAAAAUUUGUGUUAAACAAUUAGCUACACUUAAUUCUUGUAGUAAAAAAGCAGCGGAAUUAGGAGAAAGAACUGAAAGAGAUUUCCGCGCUUCUGAACAACUACAACGACGUUAUCGUGAAAUGGUGAAAAAUCCUCAAUAUGGACAAAAUCAGGCUUUGGAAUAUUUGCAAUCAAACUGUAGUGAUUAUGAUACAUUAAUUAUGGAUUUUCGUGAACGUUUAGAUCGUAUUAACGAAGUUCUUCAGCAACGUCUUCUUACUGAUCAAGCUAAAAAUCAAUUAAGUGAAGAGGAUUUCGCACGUCAUAUAGCGCUUUUUGAUAAAUCGUUCAAAGCUAUCGUCGCACAAGCUUAUUCGUCGAACCAAGUUAUUAAGGAUUUAAAAGAGAGUUUUGCUGCCUAUUAUAAACGAGAAAUGCCAUAUUCAGUUAAUCCACUCGAAAAGCGAGGUGGUGGUGAUAAAGCAGUUUCAACUAGGUUUUCAGGAGCUGAAGCGUUUCCAUCAACUUUGACAAUAAUGAGGAUUGGCGAAAUGGCAAAAUCGGCUGUUCCUACUCAAUCCACAACGGGAGGACAAACAUUCGGUGGUUCUGGUGCAUUAUUUGGAUCUAAACCUUUUGGGACUUCUCAAUUUUCUUUCAACCCAUCUGCUGGGACUUCGGCAACAUCAUUUUUUAAACCAUUCUCCUCGACUCAGGGGCAAAGCUCUUCUUUAUUUGGUAAUGUGGCUAAUACUUCAGCGCCUCCAGCGGCUCCUACAACGACUGCUUCUUUCACCUUUGGAAAUACUUUGAAUUCUUCUGUUAGUGGCACUCUAUUCGGAGGAAGUGCUAUUAAACCUUUUGGAAAAUGA
Molecule: messenger RNA, 1605 nt
Organism: Dracunculus medinensis (Guinea worm)
Lineage: Eukaryota; Metazoa; Nematoda; Chromadorea; Rhabditida; Dracunculidae
Source: the annotation of a GenBank genome assembly